This is a messenger RNA of Passer montanus (Eurasian tree sparrow), 2964 nucleotides long. RefSeq names its product DnaJ heat shock protein family (Hsp40) member C1 (gene DNAJC1). NCBI's taxonomy places the organism in Eukaryota, Metazoa, Chordata, Aves, Passeriformes, Passeridae. Gene Ontology annotation, cellular component: endomembrane system. The record is from RefSeq and is a predicted model, not a curated record. The coding region runs from base 1 to 2811 and encodes 936 amino acids. The transcript is spliced from 16 exons.
AUGCGGCUGCCUUCCAGCCCGACCUCUGCCAGCUCUGAGAGGAUCUAUUUACAGUUUAGAGAAAACAGGAUCCGUAUUAAAAAUGCCCCUUCCCCAGCGAAGCUGUAUUUCACAGAUCGUCCUGUUCAACCCGCCUGGCAGCUGGAGACGACUCGCCGUCGAGACGUUCGGGAGAGCCCAGAGCCGGCGGACCGCUGGUUGUCUCGACCUGGCAUCCCCAGCGCCCGGAUAAAGCCCAGCGCCCGGAUAAAGCCCAGCCACCGCAACGCGCCGCGGCUCUUUGUUCGCGCCGCGAUGGGACGGGGAGCGGGGCUGGGGGCGGCCGGUGGCUCGGGCUGGCGACAGAGGGGACAGCUCUGCCGCGGUCCCCGCCUCGGGCAGCGCUCGGGGCUCCGCGCUCGGCGGAGCCGCCGCCGGCCGCCCGUGCCCCGGCGCUGCGGGAUGGGGGACGCGGGGAGCCGGCGUUCCCUGCGGGUGCGGGUCCCGCUCCGCUCCCCGCCGCGUCCAGCGGAGCCCUGGGGGAUGGGAGGACACGGCCGCCCGCACUGCUGGAGCCCCCGGCCCCGCCGCUGCUCGGGACGCACGAACGCGGGGACAAAAGAACACCCCGCCACGAGGAACAACCGGCUGAAGUGGGGGGUGUGCUGGGUCAUCUCACUCAUUCGACUUCCAACGUGGCGCACGAAGCUGGAUGAGCAGCUGAGGAGCAGCGAGCAGAGGCGCGGAGUGGGAAGCAGCAGGAAGCCCUUCAGCCGGCUCUGUGAGCAGACAGAGGGACCCUGUGCCCGUACAGAGCCACCCACACCAACCAGCCGGGAGAGAGAACCGGGAUACACCGCAAAAACCGAAAGACGAUUCAGGGCGCGGGGACAUUGCAGGCACCGCGGGGGUGCCACGGCGGCAGCGGCGAGGGACCGGAGCUGUCCCCUUGAGUGUCGCUGUGGGUGCCCUCACGGGUGCCCUCACGGGUGUCCCGGCGCUCCCGCUGCUCCCGGCGGGAAGGGCGCGCGACGGGGGAAGGGCGGGGCGGGGCCGGGCGCCCGCGCGCACGGAGCUCGCGCCGGGAGCCGCUCGCGCCCUUCCCCCUCCGGCCUCUCCACUGCGCGAGCGCCGGCGGUUGCCGGGGCGCGUGACGUCACGAGCGGCGGAGGCGGCGAUUGGCCCGGCGGGGAGAGCGCCCCCGCGCCGCGCCCUCGGCUGCUGCCGCUCCUGGCGCUGCUGGCGCUGCUUGCGCCCCGCGCCCGCGCCUGGGACAGCGGCGACCUGGAGCUCUUCGACCUGGUGGAGGAGGUGCCGCGGAACUUCUACGACUUCCUGGGGGUGCAGCAGGAUGCUUCAUCUGCAGACAUUCGGAAAGCAUAUCGAAAGCUUUCUCUAAUUCUACACCCAGACAAAAAUAAAGAUGAAAAUGCAGAAAUACAGUUUAGGCAAUUGGUGGCCAUCUAUGAGGUUUUAAAGGAUGAAGAAAGGAGGCAGAGGUAUGAUGAUAUUCUGAUCAAUGGACUACCAGAUUGGCGACAGCCUGUGUUCUACUACAGGCGGGUGAGAAAAAUGAGCAAUGCUGAGCUGGCAUUACUCUUGUUCAUUAUACUCACAGUGGGUCAUUAUGCUGUGGUUUGGUCAAUCUACCUGGAAAAACAGCUGGAUGAACUGCUUAGCAGAAAAAAGAGGGAAAAGAAGAAAAAAACAGGCAGCAGGAGUACAGAUGAAGCCAAACUUGCUGCUCUAGACAAAAAUGAAAGGGUACUGGACAAACCACAAUGGCAUGACUUACUUCCAUGCAAGCUGGGAAUAUGGUUCUGUCUCACAGUGAAAGCUUUACCUCAGUUAUUCCAGGAUGCCAGACAAUUAUAUGUAGAAUAUAAAGAAACAAAAAUGAAGGCGAAAGAAGAUGCCCUGGCUAAGGCUGAACUUGAAACACUUCAGAAAGAGAAGAAGCCUAAAGUCAAGAAACCAAAAUUGGAAUUCCCUGUAUACACAGCCCUGGAAUCCAAUGUGUAUGUACCAUCUUAUGAUCAUGGAGCUUCAAUUGAAGAGAUUGAGGAGCAGAUGGAUGAUUGGUUGGGAGGCAGGAACAGAACCCAGAAAAAGAAGGCACCUGAAUGGACAGAGGAGGACCUGAGCCAGCUGACAAGAAGUAUGGUUAAGUUCCCAGGGGGGACCCCCGGUCGAUGGGAAAAGAUUGCUCACGAAUUGGGUCGAUCAGUGGCAGAUGUUACCCUGAAAGCCAAACAGGUGAAGGAUUCUGUUACAUAUACACCAGGUAUCAUUAGGCUCUCGGAGCUUAAAACGCUGGCACACAAUUCCAAAAAUUUGAAAGUCAACAUGAAUCUGCCGGACCACAUAAUCACCGAGCGAGAGAGGGAGGAGGAAGUGGAGGAGGAGGGCAACUACAAUCUUGUGUCAGAGCAGAUGGAUACCCAGACAGAUCCAAAGGAGACCAUAGCAAAUGAAACUAGACACCGAAGACGAAAAGUUGUCAAAGCACCUGAAACGGCUCUGCUGGCAACAAAAGAGGUACCAGAAGAGAAGGGCAGAGGGAGGCGUCAGAAAGAUUUUGAUAACACUGAGCAAGCGGAAGAGAGUGAUGAUGAAGGCAGAAGAAGGGAGAAGAGCCGUGCACCAGAAGAACUGUGGACUCAAAAUCAACAGAAACUUCUUGAAAUGGCCUUGCAGCAGUAUCCAAAGGGAACAUCAGACCGCUGGGAUAAAAUAGCAAAAUGCGUUCCUGGAAGAAGCAAGGAGGAGUGUAUAGCAAGAUACAAGUUGCUUGUUGAACUGGUACAAAAGAAAAAAAUGGCUAAAAGCUGAAUGUUGUGAGCAAGAAGAGACGUAGUUCAUCUUUGUCAAAAUGGGGUUUUAAAUCUCAUAUGCAGAAAACUGCAUUUUUGUACCUCAGUAUUUCUAUAUGUCAUGUGCCUUAGUAAAAGAAAAUAUUAAUAAAUCUUAUACCAUCUUACCUGG